This is a messenger RNA of Fusarium oxysporum Fo47, 600 nucleotides long. RefSeq lists its product as uncharacterized. The record is from RefSeq and is a predicted model, not a curated record. The transcript is spliced from 2 exons. Lineage: Eukaryota; Fungi; Ascomycota; Sordariomycetes; Hypocreales; Nectriaceae. The coding region runs from base 1 to 600 and encodes 199 amino acids.
AUGACUUCUUUGGAAAUCACCUGGACGCUGAAAUCGUAUUUCACCGCCGAUCAAGACUACGAUCCUAUGAAUAAGAGACAUCUGAAGUCCAUAUUUGAUCUUCUGUCACCGUCAAAGUUCCCUUCACUCCGUCGACUUCACAUCUAUGUUCAUGGUAUCGAGGCUUACGAGAAGGUUAUCUUCGAGCACUUGGAUUCACUUGUACAAUUUAGGCGCGAUCUACAAGAAUGUGCGUUUGCGCUUCCUCGUUGCUUCUUCAAAAGGAAAUACGCGGCUGCCAGAGGAGUGACCACGGAUGAAACGGAAGAAUCGAGACACUCCCUACAAGAUUACUCGUACCGACAAGUGUGGCGAGAUCUCCUUGGAGAUAUGACUGUCGUGCAGUUGCCGUACGUUGACAGCUAUCCCAGAGCUCCUUAUCACAUAACCGCGAGGGAUGAUCACGCUGCUGGAUAUUGGAUUCUUGAAGCACCUUACGACGAUCUGCCGGUUUAUCGCACUACCAGUCCUCCUCCUCCAUGUAUAUGUCUGAGAUCUAGUUCGCCACACAACCCUGUAUCACCACGCAGCGCUCGAUUAAGAAACAGUCAUAGGACAUGA